GAGGGGAUCGAGGGGACCGUCGGUCCAGGAUCGAGGGCCGACCAAGAGGCCCCCCACUGGCGCGCGGGCGGCGCCGCGCAGCCGCCACCGCAGCCACCGCCGCCUCCGUCGGUCGUCGUCGUCCCCAUCGGGUGCCGCCACUCGCCCCUCGACCUGCCCCCGCUGGCCGACCCGGCUGGCGGCGGACGCGCCGGCGCCCAGCUGGGCCGCGGCGCGGCGGGCUGGCGAGAGGGGAAGAGAAGGAACACCGGCUCGCCCGUGCGGCGCCGGCGCACAGGAGGAGCUCCGCGCACUACUGGGGAGCACGAGCGGCUGCGCGGGGGUCGGCCCAGAGAGGCGGCGGCGCGCCCGGAGAGGCGCGGCACCUCGGAGAGCACGGCUCGGGAGGUGCGCGGCACCUCGGGGCGACCCCCUGCGGCGAAAAAAGCGGGCGCCCAGUAAUGUGCGCUGCCCGGCGAAAACUUCCCAGCUCACUGGAGCGAGUGGUCGGCGGGAGGGCGCGCCGCGGGGGGGGGGGCCACGGGAAGGAGCGGGAAGCGAGGACAUUCCGUCGGGAUCGCGACGCGAGGGGGCGAGGGAUGGGGGGAGGAGGCCCGCCU
This is a messenger RNA of Prorocentrum cordatum, 599 nucleotides long. Lineage: Eukaryota; Dinophyceae; Prorocentrales; Prorocentraceae. The record is from the annotation of a GenBank genome assembly.